Molecule: messenger RNA, 1419 nt
Organism: Didymodactylos carnosus
Lineage: Eukaryota; Metazoa; Rotifera; Eurotatoria; Philodinida; Philodinidae
Source: the annotation of a GenBank genome assembly
AUGUCGAACCAACAAAUAUCAAUCGAUGGAUUUUCUUUUGAUCGCAAUUCUGAUCGACAAAGUUUAUCUACUGAAAAUACCCUCGUAAAAUCGAUGACAUCUGAAUUAAAUGAUAUCUAUGACGUAAUUGUUGUUGGGGCUGGGUUUGCUGGUUUGAUAUGUGCUCGAAAUUUACGUUUAUCUGGGUAUUCUGUUUUAUUGAUCGAAGCGCGUGAUCGUAUUGGCGGUCGUACUUAUACAGUUGAAAAAGAUAAACAUCUAUAUGAACUAGGCGGCACAUGGAUUCACUGGUCUCAACCGUUUGUUUGGACAGAAAUGCAACGGUACGGUCUCCACAUAGUAGAAUCCAUUGGUGCCAUACCUGAUGAUGUCAGUUACAUCAGUGAUGGAAAAUUGAAACAAUGUCAGGCAAACGAAAUUCUACCACAACUCAGUGAAGCAAUGUCAAAAUAUUGUACAAUCAACGAUCAACCAUCAAUUUUAACUUAUCCGUACGAAGAAAAUAUUAAAAAUGAUCCGAUUCUUUUACAAUUGGACCAAAUGUCUUUGUUGGACAGAUUUAAACAAAUUAAGCAGACUUUAUCUGUGGAGAUGCAAGACUUAUUGCUAAGCUUUCUUUCGAUGAAUACCCAUGCUAAUUUGAACGAAGGGGGUUUCUUAACACAAUUACACUGGUGGUCAUUGGGCGAUUCUGAGCUUGGUCGAAUGUUAGAUAAAGUUAGUCGGUACAAAGUCGCCGAAGGGACAAGUCAUUUAGCCAAUUGUAUUUUCAAUGAAGCUAAUGGUAUACAUUUACUCUUAUCAACCCAAGUCGAGACGAUAGAACACAGCAAUAUAGUUGUCAUUAAUAGAAAGUACAAAGCACGUACAUGUAUCAUCACUGCACCCAUGAAUGUCUUAGCUAAUAUUGAAUUUAUACCCAAACUAAAAAAUCAUUUAUUUUCAAACCAUGCUGCUAGGCACGGGGGUAAAUUUUAUGCAAAAAUUGAAGGAAAAAUUGGCCGUUGGCUUGGUUUUGCUCCACCACCUAAUCUGGUCACAAUGGCAUUUUCAGAUUAUGAAGAGAAUGAUAGUACAUGGAUUGUUGGCUUUGAUUCCACAGGGCGUCUAGAUAUAUCGGAUAUUCAAAGCGUACAACAAGCUCUACAAACAUUAUUACCGAAUGCUACUGUUCAGUCGAUAAUUGGUCACAAAUGGGCACAAGAUCCUUAUGCACAAGGUACAUGGUGUUGGCUUCGUCCCACACAAAUGACAUGUGAUAUGCAUUUAUUGCGAACACACGAGGAACCGCUAUUUUUUGCGUCGGGCGAUUAUGCUUGUGGAUGGCGUGGAUUCAUCGAUGGAGCAAUUGAAAGUGGAGUUAAAGCAUCGAUGAAGGUUAAACAGUAUUUUACUACGAAAAUAACUACGAGUAUCUAA